Molecule: messenger RNA, 778 nt
Organism: Aplosporella prunicola CBS 121167
Lineage: Eukaryota; Fungi; Ascomycota; Dothideomycetes; Botryosphaeriales; Aplosporellaceae
Exons: 1
Coding region: 92-496 (134 amino acids)
Source: RefSeq, a predicted model, not a curated record
CUUGCACAGAGAUGGUGGCCGACAGCGUCUUCUCCGGUGCGCCGUGCGUUGUUUGCAUUGCCGGCAGGAAAUCCCGCUUUGAGACGCAUAAAUGCACCCACCCACAUCUGCAUCCAUGUAUGCAUGGCUAUAUCUGUUUGUAUCAAUCAACGUCAAUGUCGACAUCACGCUGCUACGUAUCCACCUAUCCACUCACCAAACUAGGUCCGGCCUUCCCUCCUCGUUCGGUCAAGCAGGAAGGCAAGGGCGCUCAAUUAGUUCGACACUGCCACCGAGCCCCGGCGGCGCGUGGAGCCGGCUAGCGAGCAGCAUGCGAGGGAAUUACUUUGCUUUCGACGACGCUGAAGGUAGGAUUUGCGGUCGCACCAUGAGCGGUGGUGCUGGGCAGCGCGCUGCAUAUGAGUGGCAGGUCCGGAAUACGUACCGUACCACGCCAUGCAGGCAUGCUCGCUCCGCUCCGCGCUUGAGUUACGUACAGGAGUAUCAUCAAGGCUAGCGAGCGCUUUAUAUCCGGGCGCGCGAGUACCUCUUCCGCCAACCACGCCCGACGCGAGUCCUCGCACUGCACCCCAAUCGAGUCCCCGCAUUGCAGAUCACCCCGCACGCGUGGACGCGCCUUUCCGCCGCUAAGCUUUUGCCGCCUCCCGCACGCCUCUGCCGACCCCAGAUUCCGGGCCCGGGCACGGCUGGCUGGCUGUUGGUGGAGGACGGUUUCUCCGUCUUGUGCGAGCAGGAAUGGAGCCCGAGGGAUGGCCGGCGGGCGGGCGCAAGGAGGCAG